UCGUCAUCGAGGCAUGUUGUAGAAGUAGUGUGCUGCAGCACCAUAGCACAAGCUCUUGGUGAUGGCUAUGAGGAUGGUGCUCGCUACAGGGGUGGUCUGAGAUCCGAAUGCUUUCGAGAUGAGGAGUGCGGUGUUGACAGUCACUCGCCGGGUUAGCUUCCGUUAUUCAUCUCAGGCAAAUGGGGCCACUCGGCAAGCUUAUGGCCGGUGGCAUCCGGACAUCCAGAACGCGAUUAGGUAGCAUUCUCCUCCGACGCUGUUUACCUUCCACAACACAAUGAAAAACGCCGAUUCGCUUCUCUUUACGCCCGUCCAGGUCGGUCGCUUCCGCCUCGAGCACCGCAUCGUCCUGGCGCCCCUGACGAGGCUGAGGAACGUCGGCUUUUCGGCCAAUGCGAAACCGGAGCAGAGACUCUAUUACGAGCAGAGGAGUUCCAAUGGCGGCCUGGUCAUCAAUGAGGCCACGCUCAUCUCACCGCGAGCUAGCGGCAACCGGAAGAUGCCAGGCAUCUGGGACGAAGAGCUUGCUCGACAGUGGGCACCGAUCGUAAAGGCGAUCAAGUCAAAGGGCGGCAUCGCCGUAGCACAGCUCUGGCACCUAGGCAGGGCCGCUGGCAUUAAGUGGAACUAUGAGGGAAAGGACUAUGAGCCCAUUGCUCCGAGUGCGCUCAAGCCAUCAGAGAAGGCCGUUCUCCCACGGCCGAUGACACUCUCUGAGAUUGACCAGACCGUGGAGGAGUAUGGCAACGCUGGCCGGCUUGCCAUUGAAGUGGCCGGCUUCGACAUGGUUGAGAUUCACGGUGCCAACGGCUAUCUGCUCGAUCAAUUUCUUCAGAGCGUCAGUAACCAUCGAACAGACGACUACGGCGGAACGCUGGAGAACAGGAUGAGACUGCCGCUUCGAGUGGCCAAGCACGUUGCCUCCGUCGUUGGGGCCGAUCGUCUGGGCUAUCGCAUCUCUCCGUUCAGUGAUAUUCAGAACAUGAGAGAAAAGGUGCCCCUGGAUACCUUCUUACCCUUUGUCAAGGAACUCCUGCGAACAGUUCCAGAUCUCGCCUAUAUCCACUACGUCGAGCCGCGCGUAGCGGGCAUAGAUGACCGAAAAGCUGCGCUUACUCCGGACGACGACAUCGGGCCGGUGCGACAAGCGAUCAAGAAGCACAAUGCCGACAAGGGAAAGCACGUGGUUCUCAUCGCCGCCGGUGGCUACAACGCCGACAACUCCGCCGACCACGCCAAUCGGACGGGCGAUCUCAUUGCCUAUGGACGUUACUUCAUCUCCAAUCCUGAUCUUCCCGAAAGACUCAAGAAUGGCUGGCCAUUGCAACACUACGACAGGCCGACAUUCUACGUCGGUGAUGCAAGAGGCUACGUUGAUUAUCUCACCUAUGAAAAUGCAGGGAAUGCGACCAAAGCCAGGCUGUAGACGGCUUUUAACUGCUCAUGUAGACUAGAAAGAUUGCGAGUCGCGUUGCUAAAUGCCGACUUAUCGCGGAGUCAGAG
This is a messenger RNA of Acaromyces ingoldii, 1503 nucleotides long. RefSeq names its product FMN-linked oxidoreductase. The transcript has 4 exons. Gene Ontology annotation, molecular function: FMN binding; oxidoreductase activity. NCBI's taxonomy places the organism in Eukaryota, Fungi, Basidiomycota, Exobasidiomycetes, Exobasidiales, Cryptobasidiaceae. The record is from RefSeq and is a predicted model, not a curated record. Bases 278 to 1426 code for a protein of 382 amino acids.